AUGGCGCUGCCGUCGUCCUGGUCGGACAUCCCACUGGAGUCCUCCGCCACCUGCCCUCGCACGUGGACCGCGUCCGGUUCGCCGCCGUGCCCACAGUGGCGCGCCGCCGCCCGGGAGGUCCCUCUUCCCUCGCCGCUGCCGCUGCUCGCGCUCCCCGACGGCAUCGUGCACAGCCUAUGCAGGGACCUGUGGCAACUGGCUGGCCUUCUCAACCGAGGACGGCUGCUUCCUGAGGGAUCCGUUCUCCAACGCCACCGUGACACUUCCUCAGGUGUUCCGCGUCCGAGCCCCAUGUCGCCUCAGUGA
Miscanthus lutarioriparius is the source of this 306-nucleotide messenger RNA. NCBI's taxonomy places the organism in Eukaryota, Viridiplantae, Streptophyta, Magnoliopsida, Poales, Poaceae. The record is from the annotation of a GenBank genome assembly.